Talaromyces rugulosus is the source of this 2625-nucleotide messenger RNA. RefSeq lists its product as uncharacterized. The transcript is spliced from 6 exons. The coding region runs from base 1 to 2625 and encodes 874 amino acids. The record is from RefSeq and is a predicted model, not a curated record. Lineage: Eukaryota; Fungi; Ascomycota; Eurotiomycetes; Eurotiales; Trichocomaceae. Gene Ontology annotation, biological process: ribosomal small subunit assembly; protein dephosphorylation; translation. Gene Ontology annotation, molecular function: structural constituent of ribosome; RNA binding; protein tyrosine/serine/threonine phosphatase activity. Gene Ontology annotation, cellular component: ribosome; cytosolic small ribosomal subunit.
AUGAUGACGGUAUUUAAAGACUCGCUCGCUGCCUCGAGUGCGUCCAUUGUUGCCCGACCCGUUGCUAUCCUCAGCGAGUGGUACUGCCGCCUGUCCAACGACUACUCCGAGAACAACUACGAUGCGCACAUAGACCUGUCGAACCUGGUGUUUUGGACCGCUUGCGCUGCUACAAUGGCUGCUGGCUGUGGACUGCUGUCGGCCCGUUGGGCUCGAAAGCGCGAUGCUAAACAGACACAGGCGCUGGAUCAGCGCCGCCGCAAACACACUACCGCAACCCCGGUGUCUUCUGAAGAGGAGAGUGACGGGUCCUCUUCUGUGCGCAAGGUACUCACUGUCGACGAGAAGGAGUAUACGACUUCUUACCGGCGCUUUUCCCGAGAUGACGAAUACGUUGAUCCAGGCUUGCUGAAAAAGCACUCUACCUAUCGAUCCUAUACCACAUCCGUGGCCACCUACCCUUCGAUCCGCACCUUCUUCUCUCCCCACCCUCAUAUGAGCAAGCUUCCGUCCAAGCCUGCGCCAGUACCCAUACUCGUCUUUAUCCAUGGCUUAGGCGGCUCUCUAGCACAGUUCCACCAUCUCCUGACCAGUCUAUCCAACAUUGGGCCCUGCUUUGGAAUCGAUCUACCUGGCUGUGGAUUGUCGAAAUUCUCACCCACCUCAUGGAAUGCAUAUUCAAUUGAAGCCUUGGUGGAACUGCUCGCUGUUGCAAUUGAGGAACACCGCGACAAGGCUGCUGGCCAAGGGGUCAUUUUGAUUGCGCAUAGCCUGGGUUGCUCUUUGUCGGCAUUGUUGGCGUCGUCAACAUCUCCAGUGAGCAGUACAUUACAAUCUCACAUCCAAGGUGUUAUUUCCAUUUGCCCCAAAGCCGCACCCCCCACUGCAAAAGAGGUGACCCUCUUUCGAAGGCUUCUUUGGAUCCCUACUCCGAUAUUUGAUCUGUGGCGCCUGUGGGAUCGUCGAGGUGGCAUUCAAAGCCAAAGUGUUGCUCGCUUUGUGGGCAAGAACGCCGACCCUGAUACGAAACAGCUUCAAGUAAGAUUCAACGCACAAAGCAAAAGCUCUGUGUGGCGAAGAAUGGCUUGGGGCACCCUUCCCAAGUAUGACAGGCAGAAACCUAUCGGGGGAAUGCCAGGUCAAACAGUUUGGGUCGGCAUACAAGCACCUGUUUUGCUUAUAGCCGGAGAAGCAGACGCGGUCACGAAACCCGCAGAAGUCACCAAGAUUUUGCAUUUUUUUGAACAUCAGAAUGGAGUAUCUAGCAAGAUUACCAAGUCCAACGACGCAAUUAUCCCCGACGCUGCUCGGGUUCAGGAUUCGGAAGAAAUAGGGCCUGUCGAUCCUCGCGCUCACGAGGAAGUUUAUGGAGUGGAUGCGUCUGAGGCACCCCCCAAAGACACCAAGUCUGCCCAAGGAAAAGUCGUCAAAGCCAGGAUUCUCCCAGCACCGGCCUCGCAUGCCCUUCUCUAUGAUCGUGCGACCUAUCGAACAUUAGCUGGGUUGAUCCAGGACUUUCUUCAUAAACAUAUUGACCACCGUCUUAGCCUGGGCUGGCAACUUCAACAUCUCAAUACUUCUGGAAAGUGGGAUGUCAAGAAUCUUGUCAAAUGGCAAAAGGUUCCUCCCACCUCUAGCCCCAUAGGGGAUACCUUUAUUGCUAUGAAAAUGCUUCGAGGAGUGGACGAACAUCAUAACCCAGUGCUCUUUUCGAAGGAGUGGAAAGGCAAGAUUUAUGCCGUGGUUGAUAUCAGCCAUGAGAACCCAGUCUAUGACCCGAAUGAAUUAGAGAAUGGCGGAAUCCAUUACCACAAACACCCUACCGUGUCCAAAAUCCCGCCUACACCAGACGAAACCCGGGAUUUCAUCGGACUAGUGGAUCAUUUAGAAAAAGAAAUUACUGAAACAAUGGAGAAGCGUGAUGACGGGGCAGCUGCACGUCCGCUGGUCGGAGUACAUUGCCAUUACGGUUUUAAUAGAACGGGGUUCCUCAUCGCCAGCUACCUCAUCGAGAGGAAAGGCUUCAGCGUGCAGGACGCCGUUGACGAGUUUGAAAGAUGUCGACCCCCUGGAAUCCGACAUGAUCACUUUAUAGAUACGUUAUUUGUUCGCUAUUGCGUUGGUUUGAAACGAAGCGCCACCUCUGUACGGACGGCGCUAACCUUGAAAGGACAAGCGAAACCCGCCCGCACAAAAUUGGCUGAGGCCCAAAAGUUCAUCGGGGCUUACUCCGCUUUCUUGAAGCGCCAGGGAAAGCUUUCAAUUCCCGGCUGGGUCGACACUGUCAAGACCUCUCCUUCCAACGAGCUCCCUCCCCAGGACGCUGACUGGUUCUACGUUCGUGCCGCCGCCGUCGCCCGUCACAUCUACCUCCGCAAGACUGUCGGUGUAGGCCGUCUCCGCAAGGUCCACGGAUCGACGAAGAACCGCGGUGCCGCCCCCGCCCACCACGUCGACGCCUCUGGCCAGGUCGACCGCCGUGUGCUCCAGUCCCUUGAGAAGAUCGGUGUUGUUGAGAUUGACGAGGAGAAGGGUGGCCGAAGGAUCACCCAGAGUGGUCAACGUGAUUUGGACCGUAUCGCCAAGACCGCCGUGGAAGAGGAGGAGGAAGAGGAUGAUGAGUAA